CGGUUGCUGUGCACCAUGCACAUCACCCAGCUCAACCGCGAGUGCCUGCUACACCUCUUCUCCUUUCUGGACAAGGACAGCAGGAAGAACCUUGCCAGGACCUGCUCCCAGCUCCAGGACGUGUUUGAGGACCCCGCACUCUGGCCCCUGCUGCACUUUCGUUCCCUCACAGAACUCAAGAAGGACAACUUCCUCCUGAGCCCGGCGCUCAGGAGCCUCUCCAUCUGCUGGCACUCCAGCCGCGUGCAGGUGUGCAGCAUCGAGGACUGGCUCAAGAGCGCCCUCCAGAGGAGCAUCUGCAGCCGGCACGAGAGCCUAGUCAGUGAUUUCCUCCUCCAGGUGUGCGACAGGUGCCCCAACCUGGCAUCCGUCACGCUGUCGGGCUGCGGCCACGUCACCGACGACUGCCUGGCGCGUCUCCUGCGCUCCUGCCCGCGCCUGCGCGCGCUGCGCCUGGAGAACUGCGCGCGCGUCACCAACCGCACGCUGACGGCCGUGGCGGUGCACGGGCGGGCGCUGCAGACGCUGCACGUGGACUUCUGCCGCAACGUGAGCGCGGCCGGCCUGCGCCGUCUGAGCGCCGCGUGCCCGCGCCUGACGCUGCGCGCCGAGCACAGCGCGGCCAUGAUCCCCGAUCAGCCCCCGCGCGGCCUGCGUUCGCCUGGCGCUGUCCUCCGCAAACAGCUUCUGCGCUAGGCCCGCCGGGCCGUGGCUGGGACACCGGCCCUGGGCCUCCGGGCGGGAGGAGUGGCCUGCACUGAACAACAGCCCCUAGACAGCCUCCACAUUCUCAGCCAAGACGGGGAUACGAGCGCCUCCCCCACAUUACGAUUUUAUACAUUGGCUGAGUGCAAGAUUUGAUGGCCAGAUGCUUGGCAAACACUCGGGUGUUUCUCACUAAACACAGCACCCUUCCCUGUCUCCCCUAAGCACCCGGUUCUCCGCCUGGCGCUGCGCGGGAGCCCUUAGCCCAUACUCCCCGGCUGAGGUUGCAGUUGGGGAGGGGGUGGUCUAAAUAACAGCCAUGGGGAGGCGUGGCCGCUCGGAGCUACCCGGAGGCGCGUCUCCGUGCUGCACCAGCGGGAGGAGGGGAGGCACCCCGGGCGCAGGGCGCUAGAGGGCCAUCGAACGGGUUACCUAGAGGCUUUGUUUGCUCCGCGCCCACUCCAGGCCGCUAGCCUUUCAUCUGGCAGAUACAUUCCUAGCAGUGACUGAAAACGCGAUUCUAGAAAAUUCACUUGUUGUUGUGAUUCUUUCAUAAACUGGAUGGUUAUCCUUAUUUUCUACCGUUCUCCCAUCAUAAAGGGAAACAAUCAUUGGAAAAACCCAAAGUAAAGACAUAAAAACAAAAGCAGCAGACCUGGUUAAAUCCUUGGUUAACGAAGCCAUUAAAAGGCAAUGCAAAGUUAAAUUUUUACCUGCUAUAUUUGCUGAACAUGGGCGCACGCCUGGAGUUCAACUUCAGGGCUUUAGUCACUGGUGCCCCACCUUUAGCCACCAAAGGAAGGGCUGGCUCUCAGCCAUCCUGCAGCCUCCUGGUUCUAGGUACACGGGGAAAACUUUGGGUAAGUGGGGAAAGGAGGGAGAAUGGUGGAGUGGUGGGUGAUACUCACACCCUGGCUCCUCCCAUCACCAGCUGAGAUCAAGGCCCUUUAACCACCUGAGGCCAGGUGUUUCUUCUUUGUGAAAGGGGCUCUUGAUGCCUACUCCCGUUGUUGGGCUGCACGCCACAGGCCUACAAGGCCUGCACUUGUCCAGCUUUAAGACUGAAGAAAGAGCCCAGAGUCAGCAGCAGAGACAUCAAUGGUUUAAUGGAUGGAGGAAUCUUACAUGUCUGAAGCAAGGUCCUGGAGUGACGCCCCACUGUGUGCAGCUGAUGGUGGGCAGGACAUGGUGGCAGUCUGUGCUUGGUGGUGGGAAGGGGAGAUUACCAGUUAUCGGGGAAUUGAUGUCAGGUGAGCUCAUUAGUUACGAGGGAAACCAAUGGAAUGGCACGCCCCUCACCACCCCUUUGAUAAGAACAGCCUCAGCUGGGGCCUGGGACAAGAACAAAGGAAUAUUAGUCAUGUGUGUAAGGUUUAGGUGAAACAGGCACUGGUCAGGCAGGGGAUGUACAGAGAGCAAGAGAACAGCCAUCUUGAGAGGCCUGACCAUACACAUGGGUUCCUUAAUUCGUUGCCCCAAUAUUGGGGAAACAGCAAGGAAAACAAGACAUUCUCAUGGAGCUUAUGUUUUAGUGGGGGAAGAGACAGUAAGUAAUGGGUGUAUAAGAAGAUAAGU
Molecule: messenger RNA, 2280 nt
Organism: Kogia breviceps (pygmy sperm whale)
Lineage: Eukaryota; Metazoa; Chordata; Mammalia; Artiodactyla; Physeteridae
Gene: FBXL22
Product: F-box and leucine rich repeat protein 22
Biological process (GO): SCF-dependent proteasomal ubiquitin-dependent protein catabolic process
Cellular component (GO): SCF ubiquitin ligase complex
Molecular function (GO): protein binding
Source: RefSeq, a predicted model, not a curated record